Messenger RNA from Octopus sinensis (East Asian common octopus), 3176 nucleotides. RefSeq lists its product as uncharacterized. The transcript has 18 exons. NCBI's taxonomy places the organism in Eukaryota, Metazoa, Mollusca, Cephalopoda, Octopoda, Octopodidae. The coding region runs from base 165 to 2189 and encodes 674 amino acids. The record is from RefSeq and is a predicted model, not a curated record. Gene Ontology annotation, biological process: proteolysis. Gene Ontology annotation, molecular function: metalloendopeptidase activity.
GAGCUUGCGCAAGUGAAGUGUUAAAGUCGGUGCUCGCUCAGAAGGAAACACGAACCAAAGGAAGCAGCAAACUUUUCAACUUUCUCCAAAUCCGUUUCUCUUCAUUAAUUUGGCAUCGUUCAGUUUCCCUACGAUCCAAAAGCAAAAAUUUCAUUAAUAUUGACAUGGCUUCAAUUAGAAAACAAUUUCUGCUGGUCUUUCUAACGGUCCUCUUUCCCGGCAACACUCAGAGUUCCACUUCAGAUCAUAUCGAGUUUGUCGAUAUUCAACAAAUAUCCAGUGAGUUGGAUACAUCAGAUAAUGGCAUGACCAGUGAACUACCCAACCAGCUAGCAGUACAGUUCCAGGCGCAUGGACACAAUGUCCAGUUGAAACUGAUGAGAAAGCAGGACAUCACUUUGGACAUUCCAUUCUGUAUAUUUGAAAACAAUGAAACAGUUUGCAAUAUGGACACCAAUAUUGAAAAGGCCUAUGAUAUAUACCAAGACCCUGAAAAGAUGGCAGCAGUCACUGUGGAAUUAAUUGCACAGAACAAAACCCAAACACCAGUUCUGAAAUUAAAUGGUGAAUUCAUUAUCGGUGAUGAAUUAUUUGAAAUUGAGUCAGACAAUACAGAAUGGCUGGAAUCACCAAACAAAAACUUCCAUUAUGUCAAACGCAGAUCAAUUUUGAGGGCAGUAAACAAUGGUAAAGUCUUAAAAUCUAAUAUUCCUGAAGAUUUGAAAGAUCGAUAUGGAGUUGAGCUGUUGGUCAUUGUUGGUCACAGUAUCUAUGAGAAAUUCCUCCAACAGAGCAACAAUAAUUUUACUGAAUCUGUCAAAAGAAUUCGUUAUUAUUUUUCCCAUAUUGUUAAUUCCAUCGAUUUUAGAUACGCCAAUAUUGGAUUAAGAGAUUUUGAAGUCUACGUACGAUUGUCUGGGUAUUUACUCAUAAAAAAUGCUUCCAGUACACCCUUCAUAACGAAUUCCCUCAAACGUGUCAACAAUAGCUACAAGUUAAAUGGUACGACAGCGUUAGACGGACUGAAACAGUUCUUAGAAUCUCAAAAGGAUUAUCCCAGCUAUGACCAUGCCAUGAUGUUUACGGAUUAUGAUGCCUUCCACCCAAGGAAGAGAAUUCUUGGAACCACCUAUGCAUCAGGUAUCUGUACAACCAAACACGUUUCUCUGGUGGUUGAUCAUGGGGCAUACACAUCUGGUGGAACAGCAGCACAUGAACUGGCUCACAAUUUAGGCGUUGUUGACCACGAUGGAGAAGGAAAGGCCAAGAAUUGUCCUCCAGAGAGGCACCAUAUAAUGUCACCUUCAAUAGGGAUACUCAGUAAUACCACUAAGGGCUAUGGCUUCAAGUUUUCAGACUGUUCUGUGGAGCAGUUAAGAGUAAGUUUGAAGGAUUUAGAUGAAAGUGGAAUGAAUUGCCUCAACAACGAAGCUUUCAUCAACAAUUCGACCGAUUUCUCCGGCAGCAUGGAAACAUUACCAGGAGAAGUACACAAUGUCCACGACCAGUGUAGACAGAUUUACGGACCAGAUUCAUUCAUGUGUCCGCCUGCCUAUCCAUCACAAAUCUGUUACAAAAUGAUGUGCUACGUCCCUGCAACCAGUAAGUGUGUAACUGAGAGUGGGUUAAGAGCAGCAAUCGGUACACCCUGUGGAUAUCAAAAGGGUUGUUAUUUUGGAAACUGUUUGGUAAAUAUAUCACAACAAUUAGUUGCAGAUGAUUGUCCGUAUCCAGACCUUCCUUAUCUCGUUAACUGUAAAUUAGCUUCUCCUCUUUUGUGUAACAAUACAGAAUUCUACAAACGAUGCUGUACUUCAUGUAACAAAGAUUUCACAAAAGAGGAUCUGUGCAAAGAUGUCCCAGUGCGUAUCUUGUCAAAAUUCAAUUGCAGCCAGUUCUUGCUGCAUCAUGGCCUGAUUCAAUGCACCAAAAAGUUAAAGCCUGUUUGCUGCAGAUCUUGUGAAGAGCUGCAGAACGAUCCAGAAAGAGAACCAGCUCCAACUGGUUCCUGCAAGGAUGACGAAUAUGUUGAAAUUAAUAAUUUAAGGUGCUCCAAGUUUGUUGUAAUGUAUGGCAAGAAGGCAUGUGCCAGGGAUGACAUCAGGGAGGCAUGUUGUGCCAGUUGUCGACGAGCAGAUCUGCUCACUGGUGGCACCAACAGUAAAACAGCGAAGGGGGUGGUGGAGUAGACGAAGAAUUUAUGCCAAGUGACACUAUGGAUGACAGGAAGCUAAUGUCAGCACCAACUUUACUGACAGCAGACAUCAAAAUGUACCAAUAAACGGACUAUCAUCACCACCACCACCAUCAUUAGUCACUAUGGCUGUAUUAUAUUCACUAUAACCACCACUACAUAUAACACACACACACACACACACACAUACAGAUACAGGUUGGUUGAAUAAACAGCCAAGAACUCAAUACAUAAGUUUUUUAUACUUUUAUUAAAAAUACUGCGUGUAUCAUCAUCAAAAUCAUCCUUUAACAUCUGCUUUCUAUGCUGGCAUGGGUUGGACGGUUUGACAGGAGCAAAGCAAGUGGGACAGCCACAACAGAUUCCAUUGUCUGCUUUGGCCUCUAUGGCUGGAUGCCUUUUCUAAUACCAACCACUUUGCAGUGUACUGGGUACUUUUUGUGGCACCAGCACAUACACACACACACACAUAUACCACUUAAUGUACACCAUAUUAAAAUAAGAGCUACCAAUAGUUUUUUGCCAUUGAGACAUGGUUAGGCAGAUUUUUAUAACAUGCCUCGUGUCUCCAAGUAAUUUGUCCAUAUGCUCAUAUUUGCUGAAAAUUUUGGAUCUGAAAUUAGUAUAGUGAAAGCAUAUGGACGAAUUUCUGUUCUCAAACUGGAGGACACCAUCCUCUCUGGAUUGAAUAACUGUCUCAUGGACUUUCAACUCCUCUCCAUUGAAUUAUUCUACAUUUAUUAGUUUAAUCACAAUUUCUACAAUCAAAGGGGAUGUAACCUUAAUGUUCUUUUCUUGCCUUUUUUUUCUGUUUUUAUUCACCCUUUAUCUUCUCAAUCCACUUUUUGCAUUGACCUUCUUGUUUUUCUCAUGGUUUCUCAUGUAUCCUGAUUUUCAAUCUGAACCAUGUGCCCAGAGCCUGAUGAUUGCUUGAAGAUACAAGGCAUGUAAUAAAAAUCCAUGUUUCAAAGGCAAGAAACUA